CCUUCAGAACUGCACAGGAUGGCUGUUCCUCGCAACAUAAUCCGCCGAGCGGUCAUGUACGUCCCUGGUUCCUCCAAGAAAAUGCUCAAAAAGACCUCUUCCAUGAAAGUCGAUACGAUAGCCUACGAUCUCGAAGACAGCGUAGCCCCCCACAUGAAACCUGAAGCCCGCCAGAAUCUCUGCGCCAUCCUCUCUCAACCACGACCCAGCGGAAUCAAAGAAAGAUGCGUGCGAAUUAAUAGCGUUGACACCGGCCUUGCUCUCGACGACCUCACAUCAGUAUUGAAAGGCGACAACAUCGACGCUAUCAUGCUCCCUAAAUGUGACAGCGCCGCCGACCUGCACUUUGUAACCGAUGUGAUACGCCAUGUGCUUCCCGAGCGACACCCCUCGAAUCUCGUACAGAAAGAAGGACAGAAACCACCGAUAGCGAUAAUAGCGUUGAUAGAGAGUGCGCGGAGUAUCCAGAAUCUGUCCGAGAUAUGCAAAGCCAGCCCGUACGUGAGCGGGUUGGUGUUUGCUGCCGAGGACUUUGCAAAGGAUAUGUCAAUAACACGGACACCCUCGCUUUCAGAGUUCUUGUAUGCGAGAUCUGCUAUCGCUACGGCGGCUAGAGCUGCGUUGUUGCCUUCGACGAUUGAUCUCGUGUGUACUAGCUAUAAGGGCGAGCAAGGGCUGAAGACACUGGAGGAGGAGUGCUUGGGUGGGAAAGGAUUGGGUUUUAAUGGGAAGCAGUGUAUACAUCCUAGCCAAAUCGAGGUCUGUCAAAGAGCAUUCGCGCCAGGGGAGGCAGAAGUGGAAUGGGCAACAAGAGUGGUGGUGGGCGAUGAUAAGGCAAGUGCACAAGGCAGGGGAGCAUGGUCACUUGAUGGGAAGAUGAUCGAUGUACCAGUUGUCAAGAAAUCAAAGCUCGUAUUAGAGAGAGCGGAGCUUUGCGACAUAGACGUCGCUGCUGUAAGAGAAAAGUGGAAAGGGCAAGAGCCCGAGUAG
Periconia digitata is the source of this 990-nucleotide messenger RNA. NCBI's taxonomy places the organism in Eukaryota, Fungi, Ascomycota, Dothideomycetes, Pleosporales, Periconiaceae. The record is from the annotation of a GenBank genome assembly.